Messenger RNA from Puccinia graminis f. sp. tritici CRL 75-36-700-3, 4812 nucleotides. RefSeq lists its product as uncharacterized. The record is from RefSeq and is a predicted model, not a curated record. Gene Ontology annotation, biological process: mitotic cell cycle. Bases 123 to 4181 code for a protein of 1352 amino acids. NCBI's taxonomy places the organism in Eukaryota, Fungi, Basidiomycota, Pucciniomycetes, Pucciniales, Pucciniaceae. The transcript has 6 exons.
CCGAGAAGUCAGACUGAGUUCGAAACGGUCAACAGAACAAGAACCCACCAAGAACCCUUUCAUCAGAUCGUCCCAACGAACACUCUCGUUAUCAUAUAUAAGCCUCUCCAGAGCGAACCGAAAUGAGUCGACUGACGCGUACCAGAUCCACUUUCCUCAUGUCGCAACAAGAGGGGGAGACCCCCAACCCUCAACAAUCAACAUCUCAAUCCUCAGAAUCUAAUAGCAUCCCCAACCGACCCAUCAGGAUGAUCAAAACACGAUCCAUGUCAUCAGCUGCCAACCCAAAACCAACCACGAUCGCCUUCGGUGGUCACGUACCUCCCAAGCAAACCACAGCACAACCUAAACCAGCCACCAAACGAAACCCGAAACUCACCAAAGUCAAUCCACCCACAGACGAUCAGAAUCAAAAACAACAGCAAUCAACCUCUGAUCGAAGACCAACCACCCGCCAAAGAGCUAACCCAAAACCAAAACCAUCAGCCAAGACCUCCAACAAGUCACCUGUCGUGUUGAUCGAACCCAUAACGGAGAGCAAUCAGUCGAAAAAGGCAGUCAUUCAACCCACCAAUCUACCCUCUCAACAUACUUCCACUAGCCCUCAAGCACCACCACCCCAGCCCAUCGUCAUCGUUCCCAGUCUAUCUCCUCAAACUGCCUCUACCAGCCCUCAAACCGCACCGACACCUACAGUGAUCAUCCCUAGUCUACCCUCCAUCUCAAAAUUAAAGGCUCCUCAAAAAAUACCUGUUUCCGCCCCGAAAUCUCUUUUGUGUGAUCCACCGAAAGCAUCUUGUUCUAGCACAUCCACAACCUUACCGCCGGCUGACUCUUUAGACCGGUCCUCUCACUCACAUCUUCCACGUCUCAUACCCCCGGCGAAAGUCAACGAAGAACGUCCCAGGAAACGUUUGUUCGAAGAUGUUGACAAUAGUUCCAAUGAUAUAUUCUCAUUUCUUGACCAUAAACCGCAACCCAAGAAGCCCGUGAAACCGGCCACCAGACAAGUCUUUAAAACUGCACAGUCCGCUUUCCUCAAAAACGCUCAGAGCACUUCUCAAGCUCAAGCAGCCAAGAACAAGCAUCGGGUCUUGGCUUCAACUAAGUUGCUUACCGGAGCUCAACCUCAGGCGAAAAAGCUCAAAAAGACUCACCUCGAAUCAUCCUCAACCUCUCUCGAAUCCCAGAUUUCAGGAACCUUGGCGCAGAUUGAAAAACUUACUGCCGCACCUGGGAACUCUCAGCCCCAGCCGUCUUCAACAUCUCAUCAUGAAUCUCAGCUUGUUACUAAUUCAUCAACGCUUCCAACAACCGAGUCAAACGAAGAAAAAGAUCCGUCCCCUCGAGCAACUCCUAAUCCGAUCUCACCUCCGCUCGAUCAGCCGGUCCCUAGUUCCGAGGACGAGCAUGAACCAGCUUCUCAAGAUUCCCAUUCAUCUCUUCCUGUAGAAGUCGGCCUUGGAGAACAACCACCCUCCAACCCGGCUGCUACUCAUCUACCGUCUCCUGUUAAGCGUGCAUUUGAGGCUACCUCAAUCCAACCCCUUCCUCCCACCCUCUCCCCUACAACUCAUCACACAACCCUCCUCGAUCCAUCAACCACUCCGACUCAAGAGAUCAGUGCCGAUGCGAUCGAUUUUCUCAGUCCGAAGAAACACGACAAGCAAUCAUCUCAGCCUGAGACCAAUUUGCAUGAACGCGAUAAUCAAGCUCCCCGGACUAAUGGUACCUCAGAUCUGGAACAAGAUCUUCCACACACCUCUCCUCCGCCAGCAGCGAUUGUCAGCGAUCACCAAGACAGCAACGAUAAGAAUGAAGAUCGUGGUUCUCAAUCAUUUUCAAACGAAAAUACCGCUGUACGGACUACUGAUUCUACGAAUGACGCUUCUGUCCAAGUGCAAAAUAUUCCUGCUCACCCGACGCCCCCCAACCACUCCCUAAGUCUCCAAAGUGGAACCUCUGAGCUACCCGGUUCGUCGGUCAUUCCACCAGACCCAUCAAUCCAAGCUAGCACAACUUCGGAUACAGAAUCUAUAUCUCCGCAAUCUUCCAGUGAUCCUGUGGAACCACCAGUACAUUCAGAUGAAGUAUUGCCGACAUCCGUGGCACGGGAUAUUACACCGCCACCGAUCCGUGCUGCAACCCCAGAGCCAAACAUCGAAGUAGAAUCUACGACCCCGAAGCCAUCUCCAAAGUUCAUACCCACACGGACCAGUCCGAUCAAGUAUCCCACCCUACCUACUUCAAUACCUAUUAUGAACCCUCAGCCAUCAGCUCAAUCUGAAGUACCUCUUCCUGGGUCGACCACCCAUCAGCCUUUGACAAGCAGGUUAUUGAUCGAGCAAGCGGCCAAACGGCCAUCGAUGCUACCAAGAAAGGCAUUGAAACCCAGCAUGGGUACCAGUCAACCAUUAACAUUCAACGUCAUCCCCAGCCUCGAUGCCAUCAUUGAAAACUCACCCGAAAAGAAACCAGUGCGUGAUGCCCUCAGCGCCGCGUCACUUAAUCGGCCCCGAGGGUUUGGCGCGCCGUCGAGGAUGUUCUUGGGCGGUGGGAUGAAAUCUAAAGCCGAUGGAAUCUUCUCACGACCUCCAGCAGGUCCGAAUGUCCGCUCCAAUGGCGCCAGCGGAGGAUCUUCUAGUGGAGCUCAACUUCACCAGGAGCUUUUCAGCACUGUUGGGCAGCAGGGUCAAGUAGAGGGAACCAAAGAGUCGGAGCACUCGAACCAGAGCGUCAAAGAAAAUGCACCCGAAGAAGAUGAUGCGUCGGUUGAUACCUCGACUACUAGCAUCGCCACCCAUCACUCCUCCACAACGGACUCCUCCAUGACUAGCUCUAGUGAACCCAAUCAGCCUCAAUUCUCGGGCAACAUUUCGCUAGACACUCAAGAUCGACUGAUGAAACUACAGAAUAUGUUGACAAAGAUGGGCCGAUCGGAGACUGCGCCCGGAGCUAGUAGCGCUUCUUCGGACCGAGCGACCCAUCGCGCUCGAUAUAGGGAGUACGAAGUCCCGUUGAAAGACGAGCCGGAGGAAACCCGGGCCGAUCGUUCUAACAACACUGCGAUCAACUCUAGGAGUAGACGUAGGUCAUCCUCCGUCCCGCUAAAUUACGCGGAAGACAACCUCUCCAGAUCUGUCUCUCGAGCCCACAACCCGUCCGUCCGUGCCCAGCCAAAAGCGGGCCCUCCUGCCCAACGAAGAGCCAGCAACAUCCUUCCCAGCGUCAGACCAGACAUUAGCUCUCCGGGCCAAGGCUCUUCAGACUCGUCUUCAGGACCCUCAGCCUCUAAGGAUCGCUUAUCCGCUUCCGUUUCCGCUGGCAUCAAUCCUGGAAACUCUAACGCUACAAAGAAUGAUAGAGCCAAGAAAAAUCUUGCACCCACACCCCUCAAAGAUGUCGUCGCUUUUGUUGAUGUUCGGACCCGUGAAGGUGACGAUGCUGGAAAGGUAUUUGUGGAAAUGCUGAAAGGAUUAGGUGCCAAAGUGUUAGGAAGACUGACAUUCCCGCUAACACACAUCAUAUUCAAAGCAGGAAAGCCGACGACGCUGGACAAGUACAUGCACCAUCCACGGCCGAAGCCAGCGUUAGUGGGUAUCGGAUGGGUGGUGCGGUGUCGUGAGAUUGUUGGAAAAGCAGAAGAGCGCCCGUACGCGAUCGACAUCUCCUCCGCGCAGGCGCUCGCCUCCUUCAACCCCGACACCUCUCACCACACCGCACUCCCCUCGGGAGGACCUAUGAAUCUCGCCGGCCAUAACGCUCCCACUGGAAACGCUAAUCAUCGCAGGAAAAGCAUGGAACCUAAGGCGCUCUCGUUGCUCAACUCUGGCCUCCAAAUAAACCAGACCUCUUCUUCUUCCUCAUCUUCUUCGACUACGAAUCCCACGUCCAAUCCGGACUCUUUUGCUACUCGGAACUCACUCAGUCAAUCGUGCAUCAGUAAACCGAUGACUAGCACUGGUAGUAUUCAUUCAACGAACGCCGGACCCCAUGAGGAUCCUCAUCAUGUCCUGGCUCAAUCGAUCGAAAAGGCGCGGAGGAAAUCGCUCCAGUUCUUGCCCAAAGUCGGCAGUCCGUUGGCCAACAAACUCUUCCUUCCCGACGCCCAUCGAUCCCAGGACCCCGACGGAGACCCAAGCCACCCCGCAGCAGGCCCGUCUUCGCCCACCCCCUCCUAACCAUAUCUUCCUCAUCACCCUCAUCCCCCUUCACUUACCUUGCAAUGACACCCUUUCCUUCUAGACUUGUAUGUGUAUAUAUAUACAUAUAUCUUUAUUUUUUUUUUUCCUUACUCAUCUUGUAUUCAUUCUCUUUUUGUUCUUUCUUGCUCUUCAAAUACACCCAAUCUUCCAUGCAUCCCUACGUUGUUUUUUACUUGUAUAUGUAUAUUGUCCUAUUCUGCACUUCUAAUAUCCUUCCCAUCCUCUCACCAUGUGUACACAUGUGUGGUAGGAUAUAGAUGUACUCAUGUAUGCAUAUACAUAUAAUACAUUAAUCCUUUGGUUGACUGUUCAUCAAACUCACUUCAAUCAAUUUCGCCUUGUUUUCUUGUCGUCUGUUUGAGUUUUUCUUUGUGGGAAAUGUUGGAUGGAUCAGAUAAUCUGACUCACACACACAAUAUCUUGGGGGCUUUUAGUGAGAAAUUAUAAAUGCACAUUCUUUUAGAGUUUGAUGAUUUCUUUUUCCUUCUUCGUCUUUGUUGGAUGAUGUAUAUGUAUUAUCAGAAGGAUGAGUACUGUACAACCAAGCAAUCAUGAUCGUAAUAUUGGCAACAUCUCUGUAAUCAACACUAUACAUGUUUCUACACAG